AUGACAGUUCUCCGAAAUUCGCUGAGAGAAGUCUGCGACGGUGGCAUAGAUUUGAUGGCUCGUGCUUUCAUGAGGACUGCAUUACCUCCUUUGCUUACACCAGAGGAAAAAUCACACAGUGUAAUUGGAAGUGGAAUGGACAUUCUUCAUGGAAAUGUGAUGGAGUUCCGUCCGAGCUCCAAAGUUAGGCUCAUUCGAAGGCAUGCGCAGAGACUGCUGUUUGAAAGUGAAGAUAGUUGCUACAUUGCUCAUCGAAUGGCGAAUUCUCGCCUGUACGAAGGGCUUCCUGAGCAAACAUUUGAGUUACCAAUUGAGUUUGUUAGUGGGUUCAACGCACUCUGUAACAGCUAUCCUGAAUGGAUGUCCCUCUCUGAGAUGCCUGAGCAAAUGAACGGCGCUGAAGUACAAGCGCUUUGUCAUCUGUUGUAUUACCACGGAUUGCUUAUGGUUCAGCAGCUGCCUGACAGAAUCAAAAGGAAACUCAAAAAAGUGAAAAAUUGA
Molecule: messenger RNA, 501 nt
Organism: Ostertagia ostertagi
Lineage: Eukaryota; Metazoa; Nematoda; Chromadorea; Rhabditida; Trichostrongylidae
Source: the annotation of a GenBank genome assembly